This is a messenger RNA of Vitrella brassicaformis, 1607 nucleotides long. The record is from the annotation of a GenBank genome assembly. NCBI's taxonomy places the organism in Eukaryota, Vitrellaceae.
GUCUAAGCUCGCGUUGAUCUCACUGCCGAAUUUCGUUGCCAUUUGGAUGAUGGGGUGUGAAUACACCCCUCAGGAGAAAGCAGGGUGAAGAAAAACGCCGACAUCCCGAACAGCAGAAGAUUCUGCGCUGACGAGCUUCCUUGGCCCAUCUCCGAGCAUCUGUGCGGGGUUUUCGAGGCUGGACAGGAGGCUGGGAUGAGCGGCAGAGAGAAUUUCGUCACGGUUCCGUCGCCUGAAGGCCACACGCUUCACGCCCAGUGCUAUGUGAGGGAGGGCUCCGACUCUGCUGUGGUCAUCUGCCACGCACACCCCCUCUAUGGCGCCUCCAUGAAUGGAUAUGUCGAGGUGCGGACCAGGCCGACACACACACACACACGACCCGACAGCCAUGCAACCGAAAACCAGCGCUGCAAUCUGUGCAUUUGGUGCGGUGCUGUUUGUGCUUAUGACAUGCAGGAGAUGAUGUAUCACGACUUCAAAAGGCGGGGCUACUCGGUCGUGAGGUUCAACUUUCGCGGCGUGCAGCCGUCCACCGGGGUGCACGGCAACAUGGAGGGGGAGGUCAUCGAUGUCAACGUCAUGUGCGAGUACAUCAAGGCAGAAACCGGUCAGUCGGUCAGCAGGGCAAGCAAGAGAUCAGAUGCGCAUGCCCACGCCAUGCCAUGCCAUUCCUGUGUUUCUCUCCCUUCGCACACACGCACAGGGUGCAGUCGACUCCUCCUGGUGGGUUAUUCCUUCGGCUCAGUGGCGGCCUUCCUGGCCGCAGCACAACGCGACGACAUCGCCGGCGUGGUGCUGAUCGGCUACCCCCUGAGCCUCUACCACCCCACCUACACAGACGCCCUCCUCUCGCUGGCCUGCCCGAAGCUCUUCAUCAUCGGCGAUGGUGACGACGUCGCGCUGGGUGACGAGUGCGCGUGGGGGGUGUUCCAGACGUUUGUUGACGAGAGUGUGUGUGAGCCGAAGAGUGUGGAGAGGAUUGAGGGCGCUGGGCACUUCUUCCAAGAGAUCAGCCCUGCCAACAUCACGGAGCCGUUGGGUCGGUGGCUGGAGGGGCUCAAGGGGUGAGAGAGGUGGAGAGACGAGGCAUGUCUGCGCGUAGAUAGGGAGAGGUAGCACGUAGACAGAUAGAUAGACGGGCGUUUUGUAGAUGGGUGGGUGUUCAUCCGGCAGAGAGAGCAAUGGUUUUCCUGCGGCGCAUCAGUGAGUGAGAAUGCGUGUGUGUACAGCGAAAAAGAAGGCAUUCAGUCAGCGUCGCAGACUCGCAGAUCUGAUAUGCUCGGACACAGCAGCGAGCAGGUCUGUUCCCUGAGGACCUCAUCUCUCGAGGGCCCUACAGGGCACAAACUCGCACGUUUGUCUGCCAGGACCGGCCGUGAGGGACGUGGUGUUAUGGGUCGGGUUUGGGUUGUAUGGUGGUUUGGUAGUGCAUGUGCUAGUCGCAUAUGUUAUUGCGUUUGAUGGGCCGUUCCGUUUGUGUCAGACUGCUGAUGUCAUUCUUGCCGUGUGAUGCGCUUGUGUUUCUGCGAUUGCGUGUGCCUUUGCAUGUGUGCACAUCCGUAUUGACUCUAGAUCAGACGUGCUGGUCGCCCAUGCUUCCGUGAAAG